Molecule: messenger RNA, 1017 nt
Organism: Aspergillus pseudoviridinutans
Lineage: Eukaryota; Fungi; Ascomycota; Eurotiomycetes; Eurotiales; Aspergillaceae
Product: putative TIM barrel metal-dependent hydrolase
Exons: 2
Coding region: 1-1017 (338 amino acids)
Molecular function (GO): hydrolase activity
Source: RefSeq, a predicted model, not a curated record
AUGACGGUCCUACGCAUUGACUUGCUGAGACGAGCAGCCCAGAAACCUCGACUUCUAACACUUUCUAGGCCAUGCCUUGUGGACAGCUCACCCCGGGCCUCAAUCUGCCUGGCUGCCAGAAAGGCCAAGCCAAUUAUCAAAGAUGACCAAAUCACACAUCCCAUUCCCCUCAAGCACCGUAUCCCCCCAGGAUCAUGGGAUAGCCACAUGCACGUCGUGGAACUGAGUCGGUACCCGGUCUCCCCAGGCGCAGCAUACGAACCCUCCUCUCACACCCUUGAGGAGGCGCUUGACUUUGAAUCUACAUUGGGAAUUGAGAACCUCGUUCUCGUCCAACCAUCCAUCUACGGUACCGACAAUUCAUGCCUCCUCGAAGCCCUGGAACGCAUCGGCCCGUCUCGCGGGCGAGGGGUGGUUGUCAUCGACCCGGCCACGCCCUGUCCCACGACUCUCUCAGCAUGGCAUACACUAGGUGUGCGGGGCGUCCGAGUAAACCUAAAAUCAGUAGGGAAAGUCCCCUCCGAGUCCGAGCUAGCCGAAACCCUCUCGAAACACGCAGAGCUCAUCCGUCCCCUCGGCUGGAUGAUCCAGCUUUACUUGCCUCUGCACAUGAUGCCCAUGCUCGAGCGGAUCGUUCCGUCCCUUGGAAUCAAAAUCUGCAUCGACCAUUUCGGGUCUCCUCAACUCCCUUCAUACUCGAUCAGUCAAUUCGACCCAUACACCCUUCCAGGUUUUUCGGCGCUUAUCUCCCUCCUUCAAGAGGGGCAGACCUACGUCAAAAUCUCGGCCCCGUACCGCCUCAGCCAGGACAAAGGACUGCGCKACAUUGGGGCUAUCACGCGGGAACUUUUACGCAGGGCUCCGAGGCGGGUUAUAUACGCGACAGACUGGCCGCAUACACGGUUUCAUGGUGUAGAUGUCGGCCCGUUUACAGAGUUGUGCCUGCGAUUAUGUGCCAGUGAGACUGGCCUGACCGAGCGAGUGUUCAAAUCGAACGCGGAGGAGCUGAUGUGCUAG